Molecule: messenger RNA, 2093 nt
Organism: Penicillium brasilianum
Lineage: Eukaryota; Fungi; Ascomycota; Eurotiomycetes; Eurotiales; Aspergillaceae
Source: the annotation of a GenBank genome assembly
GUAUGCAGUUGUUGUUGUGCUGGUGCUGGCCUCUGCAGCCAAACAGAAGGGAAAAAAAGGCUUCGCCGAUCUCGACGUCGCCCAGCGCCCCAUCUUUUCCGGCCUUCGCUCCGCUCCCCAACAGCGGGGCCCUUUAAUUUAGUUUAACCGUCUCCUGCCUGUUUUUUUCCUUUCCCCUUUCAUCUGCCUAACGCCGUCACGAAUUCCCUUCCCUCCUACGCCUUCCAAACAACUCCCCCCGUCCGCUCCGCUCCUCUUCGAAACGACGCGUCUACCGUUACGCCUGAGCCUGGCCCGCCGCAGAAGCUUAUUUGGGCUCAAGACACACGCCAGAGCUAGGGAUAUCUGCGCUGAGGAAGAGACAAACCGUUGGGUUACGGACUACAGACACGCAGUAUAAGACAGAGGACUGUUUUGUGUUCUCGGGUACUCGGUGUGGCAUACACAGGACGACUGAAGGCCAGCUCCACGACAGAGAGUCCACGGUUUCGCGAAAAUGGUCUACAUUCGGCAACAUGUGUUGCCCAAUUUGCGCAACUACAAGUACGCGGGUGUUGAUCACUCGCUCAUCAGUCGCUAUGUCCUCAAGCCGUUCUACAGCAAGUGUGUUAUCCAUUUGUUUCCCAUGAACAUGGCACCCAACCUCAUCACCCUGACCGGAUUCUUGUUUGUGGUACUCAAUUUCCUAACCGUGAUGUGGUACAACCCCGGCAUGGACACGGACUGCCCGCCCUGGGUGUACGCAAGCUGCGCGAUUGGCAUGUUUUUGUAUCAGACUUUUGAUGCGGUGGACGGCAUGCAGGCACGGAGGACGAGGCAGAGUGGGCCGCUGGGCGAGCUCUUUGAUCACAGCGUUGACGCAUGUAACACUGCCUUGGGUGUGCUCAUUUUUGCCGCGGCAAUGAACCUUGGAAACUCCUGGAGCAGCAUAUUGUGUCUUUUUGGAUCGACUAUGACCUUUUAUGUCCAGACCUGGGAUGAAUUCUACACCCAGGUGCUGACUCUCGGUGUCAUUUCGGGCCCUGUCGAGGGAGUCCUCACUCUCUGCCUCGUCUACGCUAUCACCGCGUACAUGGGCGGCGGUAGCUUCUGGCACCAACCGAUGCUCGAGACCCUCGGUGUCGCCAAGCCUAGCUUCGUCUCCGACCAAGUGUAUGAGAUGCCUUUUACGCAGUGUUACCUGGUGUACGGUGCGUUUGUGCUCUUCUUCGCCACCGGCUCGAGCAUCUGGCACGUUAUGCAGGUGCGCCGCCAGCGCGGCCUGGACCCUAUCGCUCCGCUAUACGGCCUGCUGCCUAUGAUCGCCAUCUGGACCCUCGUCCCGGCUUAUUUGUACAUGCAGCCCGCGAUCCUGGAAAACCACACCAUUGCUUUCUCAUUGUACGUUGGUCUGGUCAACGCCUACGCGGUGGGCCGCAUGAUCGUCGGUCACUUGGUGCAGUCUGGAUUCCCGUACCACAACAUCUUGCUGUAUCCCUUGGCCCUCGGUGUGAUGGACAGCGCCGGGGCGGCUGUCGGUCUGUGGGCAACCCCCAUGCUUGGAAAUGGGUCCAACCAGGUCAUGUUUGUGUUUGGCUGCCUUGGGCUGUCGAUCGGUAUCUACGGUAGCUUCGUGUUUGACGUGAUCACUACCAUCUGCGACCACAACGACAUCUGGUGCUUGACCAUCAAGCACCCGUACGUCGAGGAGACCGAGCUCAAGGACGGUGCGGCCAUCAAGGCUGGCGUCGAGAGUGCGGCGAAGAAGGACUUAUAAACCCGUCGUUCGGAGACUGGCGUGCAGCGCCGUGCAUUGUUGGGUGCACUUGUAAUAAGACCUGCGUGUGAAGGUCAGUUCAACCUGGAUCACCGCGAGUCAAUUACCAAAGAAAAAGCAUCUCGUCCGAUUUGGCGAAUUGCGGGGAGACAAUCGAGACCACGAGUGAGGGGGUGGACUCGGGAUCGGAACAUUAUUUGAGGAGGCGGCAAGACCAGCGGGGAUUUGGUCCUAAUGAUUUUGUUUUCAGCCAGUACAUAAGCUUAACAACAUCGGUUUGCUCGGUGUCAUAGACUUUUAAAUGUAAUGUGAGAUGUUCGAAACGAAUGUAUGCGAU